Messenger RNA from Pygocentrus nattereri (red-bellied piranha), 1077 nucleotides. RefSeq names its product peptidylprolyl isomerase Fa (gene ppifa). The record is from RefSeq and is a predicted model, not a curated record. NCBI's taxonomy places the organism in Eukaryota, Metazoa, Chordata, Actinopteri, Characiformes, Serrasalmidae. Gene Ontology annotation, biological process: protein peptidyl-prolyl isomerization; protein folding. The transcript is spliced from 6 exons. The coding region runs from base 109 to 678 and encodes 189 amino acids. Gene Ontology annotation, molecular function: peptidyl-prolyl cis-trans isomerase activity.
AGAGGGGUCAGAUGGCGGUUAUGGCGGCUCCUGGUAAACACACGUUAUUUCACCUUGGUCACUUUAACUCAGUUGUUCCCUGCUUAUUUUUAGACGAGUCGUGCCGCAAUGUUGCAAAUGAAAAAUCGUUUAAGAUAUUGCUCAGUCGCUAUUGCUACGAACAGACUUCUCUCAGGACCCCCUAAAAACCCGGUUGUGUUCUUGGACAUCGCAGCUGACGGCGAGUUUAUUGGAAGAAUCAUAAUCGAACUAAAUGCAGAUGUUGUUCCCAAAACAGCAGAGAAUUUCAGGGCCCUCUGUACAGGAGAGAACGGAUUUGGCUAUAAAGGCUCAACUUUCCAUAGAAUAAUUCCGGAAUUUAUGUGUCAGGGUGGAGAUUUCACAAAUCAUAAUGGCACUGGUGGAAAAUCUAUAAAUGGAAAGAAAUUCAAAGAUGAGAAUUUCAAGUUGAAACACACUGGACCAGGUGUGCUAUCAAUGGCAAACUCUGGACCAAACACCAACGGAUCUCAGUUUUUCGUCUGCACUGCAAAAACAGAAUGGCUUGAUGGCAAACAUGUUGUGUUUGGUCAUGUAAAAGAGGGCAUGGAGACUGUAACUGUAAUGGAGUCCUACGGUUUGCAUGAUGGAGGAACAGUUAAGAAGAUUGUCAUCACAGACUGUGGGGAGCUUAAAUAAUGCAAUACUCUGCACUUUACAGAGCAGACUGUUCUUUUGUUAAUCUACAAACAAAAGGUAAAUGAUUUUAUGGUUUAAUGGUUAAUGCAGCAAUAACAGUUUAAGGGUUAAUACAGCAUUUCAGCACAGGUUGGUAUGAGGAAAAAAUGUCUUAAUUCAAGUAAAUAUUACUAACCUAUGGGCCUUAAACACUCUUUGUGGAGGUUUAAUUUAGUGUUUUAUGCUUACUGAGUAAGCACUUUGCCCUGCAUGUUAAAUCAUAUGCAUGCUGAGGACAUACACAUACUUUUAUAUACAUUUUUUGGAUGGGAAAAUAAGAUGUGUAUAGUUUGCAUACCUUUGAGACCUCUGUCAGAAAACUCGAGGAGAUAUUUGGAAUAAACUAAAUUGUAUAUGAGA